AUGAUCCGGUUCUCUGCGCUGUUCCGCCUCCCGUCCAAGGUGAAGCGCCGCGCCCGGCGCAACAGGAUGGCGACGCUCUUCUACCUCCUCCUGCUGUGCGUGCUGCUGCUCGCGCCCUUCUACGCCAUCUACCGCCCGCGCCUCCUGAUCCGCUACUUCCAGCACCGGUGGCCCGACGUCCUGUGGGAGGUGUCGGUCCCCGCCGACGCGGGCAAGGUCAUCGCGCUGACCAUCGACGACGCGCCGUCCGAGUACACGCGGGAGAUCGUGCAGCUGCUCAAGGACAACGACGCGCGCGCCACCCUGUUCGUUAUCGGCGGGCAGGUCGAGGGCCGCGAGGAGGUCCUGCGCGAGGUCGUCGCCGCGGGCAACGAGCUGGGCAACCACGCCAUGCACGACGAGGCGGCGCGCGCCCUCGACCUCGACACCCUCGAGGACCAGAUCGGGAGGGUCCAGGGCCUCAUCCGCCAGGCCUACGCCGAUGCGGGCGCGGGCCGCGGGGCCGGAGCACCAAUCCCGCACCCGCGGCUCAACGCCUGGCACAUACUGAGCAUGGCGCGCAGCGGGGGCAUCAUCGUCUGCCACGACCGGAGGAGCUGGACGAUACCCAUGUUGAGGCAGGUGCUGCCCGAGCUGAGGCGGCGGGGGUACAGGGUUGUCACCGUCUCGGAGCUGCUGGAGGCGGCGAGCCCGUGA
Messenger RNA from Diaporthe citri, 696 nucleotides. RefSeq lists its product as uncharacterized. Gene Ontology annotation, molecular function: hydrolase activity, acting on carbon-nitrogen (but not peptide) bonds. NCBI's taxonomy places the organism in Eukaryota, Fungi, Ascomycota, Sordariomycetes, Diaporthales, Diaporthaceae. The transcript is spliced from 2 exons. The coding region runs from base 1 to 696 and encodes 231 amino acids. The record is from RefSeq and is a predicted model, not a curated record. Gene Ontology annotation, cellular component: membrane. Gene Ontology annotation, biological process: carbohydrate metabolic process.